CUCACCUGGGCCGCGCUCUAGUGUCCGCCGGCGCCGGGGAGGGCGGCUCCCCCGGCCAAGAUGAAGGACCGGCUGGAGCAGCUGAAGGCUAAGCAGCUGACAGAGGAUGAUGCUGACGAUGAGGUGAUCGCCAUUGACAACACGGCCUUCAUGGAUGAAUUCUUUUCAGAGAUUGAGGAAACACGGCUCAACAUCGACAAGAUCGCAGAGAACGUGGAAGGAGCUAAGAAACUUUACAGCAUCAUCCUCUCAGCACCAAUCCCAGAACCAAAAACAAAGGAUGACCUGGAACAGCUAACGGCGGAUAUUAAGAAAAUGGCCAACAGUGUCCGGAACAAGCUAAAGAACAUGGAGAGGCACAUCGAACAAGAUGAGGUGCGGUCGUCGGCAGAUCUGCGGAUUCGGAAGUCCCAGCACUCGGUCCUCUCCAGGAAGUUUGUGGAAGUGAUGACCAAGUACAAUGAAGCCCAGGUGGACUUCCGAGAACGCAGUAAAGGGCGCAUCCAGAGGCAACUGGAAAUUACCGGCAAGAAAACCACAGACGAGGAACUGGAGGAGAUGCUGGAGAGUGGGAACCCAGCCAUCUUUACUUCUGGGAUCAUUGACUCCCAGAUCUCUAAGCAAGCCCUCAGUGAGAUUGAAGGACGGCACAAGGACAUUGUCCGGCUGGAGAGCAGCAUCAAGGAGCUGCACGACAUGUUUGUGGAUAUCGCCAUGCUGGUGGAAAACCAGGGGGAGAUGAUAGAUAACAUAGAACUGAAUGUGAUGCAUACAGUGGACCACGUGGAGAAGGCUCGCGAUGAGACCAAGAAGGCCGUGAAAUAUCGGAGUCAGGCCCGGAAGAAAAUGGUAAUUAUCAUUAUCAUAGUUGUGGUGGCACUGGGCAUUUUAGCUCUGAUCAUCGGGCUUUCCAUCAGGCUGAAAUAACAGCAGCUCCCAUUGAGUGCUGGCACUGAACUUAGCUCCUCCUUGCCCCUCACCUCCCUGGCCUGCUGCCGAGUCCUGUCAAUCCUCACCGGCCACCUGUGCACUGACCAGCGCCUCCUCCCCUGCUUCUCCCAGAACCUGAUCCUAUCCCAGCCGGAUCCCUGCACCUCUUCCUUUGGACUGGAUGGGAGUUGCCUCUCAAAGAUCUCCGCAGAGUGAGCAGGACACAUGCUUUUGUUCCCUAGUUAACCCCAACUUGGGACUGGGUCACCAUUUCCUGAGCCCAGGAAGUAACUAGCCGGUCCUGAUCCAAGCCUAGAUCUCCUUUUUGGAGUGUCCUGCUAACCCUUUUCCACCUAUGCAAUGCUUCCUUCCCAGGCCUCCUUUUCUGGAAUUGCAACUUGGGAGCCCCCUUCACAAGGCUUCCAGGAUGCUGCUUUCUACCUCAUGGAAUAGUCUUUUCUCAGGAACUGCAAUAACUUUUUCUUUAUUGUCUAUUUCUUGAACAAAUGGUUAAGAACAUUUGGAAAUCAGUCUGCCUCUGCCAUUCUGGGUGAGGAGAGGGCUUAAGCCUCGAUCUCCCCCGGUGGGGGGGUGCUACCAAUGAUCUUUGUGAUGCUCCCUAGAGACCGGGGUUAGAAAGGGAACCGAGGUGAAGAGUGAUAGUAAGAACUGGGCCCUGUAAAAAGGAGUCAGAUUCUGACUCCUUACCCUCUCGGGAAGCCAGCGGGCCUGUGUGGACUUUGGAUUCCUUGGUGGAUACGUACACAUUCUUAUGUGUGGCUGUUUACCAAAGGAGGGACUGGGAUGACGUCAUCUCUGAGGUUGUUUGCCAAGGCUGAGCCCAUCCCUGGCUGUGUUUGGGAGCAGGUAUCUUGGAAACCAGUUGGUGUCUAAUGGAGAAGGUCAAGUGGCUCUCUGCCUAGGGGGCAGCCAGAACUCCAAUGUGUGAAAACUGGUUUAUAGAGGAACUGUAGGAGAGACCUAAUCUUUGGUGAUAUCACAAGGUGAGGUGGGGUCUGGGCUUCUUGUCACUUGUUUCCCCUCUGACAUUCUAGGUGCUAAGGGGUAGUUUCAUUGAUUCUUCGAUUACUAUUCCAGAAGGAAUUGGAGGGGAGGUGGGGGUGGGAGGUGGUAAGAAUUGGGGUUUUUUGGAAGGUGUUCUCUUUUAAGACUCCUCAGCGAUGGACCCCUAACCCUCUGGGGUUGGCAGGGAUGGCCAAUGUUGUCUUUUAGUUGCUUAAAUAUAGGAGAGAGAACGAGAGCGGGAGUGAGAGAGAGAGAGUUUGUGAGUGUGAGAGAGAAAAGAGUGAGUGAGUGUGUAUAUACAUAUAUAUAAAUGUAGCUGAUACUGGAUAUGGAGCUGAUACUGGAUUUAUACCAACAUUAACUGGUUGAUUUCUCACCUGGUCCAUGAAGUUUAUUCUCAAACUUUACCCUUCAUUGACUUAACCCUCAACCUUAAUGACUCCAAGGACGAGCAGGAUCUCCAAUCCAAGCCACUGUCCAAAAAUGCCUUUUCCAGGGUCCACUCUAAGCGCCCUUCAAUGUGUAGACAGAGCCAUGGGGUUACAGCACUGUUCUUGCCCAAGGCUGUGACGUUUGACAUUGAAGAGGAGACUGGCUCUGGCACCAAAAGGGAGCAAACCCAAAUGCACGGCUUUGAUCUCAUGUGAGGCUGGGAAUUGUAUUAUGUGUCUGGAAGUGAAGGUUUUUGGUUUUUUUUUUUAAUGGAAAUUUGAUUGUUUUAUUAUUAAUUUAAAUAAAUGAAUUUAUAUUGAUUGUGAGAA
This is a messenger RNA of Sarcophilus harrisii (Tasmanian devil), 2717 nucleotides long. It is a transcript of the gene STX3, whose product is annotated as syntaxin 3. Lineage: Eukaryota; Metazoa; Chordata; Mammalia; Dasyuromorphia; Dasyuridae. The record is from RefSeq and is a predicted model, not a curated record. The transcript has 11 exons. Gene Ontology annotation, molecular function: SNAP receptor activity; SNARE binding. Gene Ontology annotation, cellular component: plasma membrane; endomembrane system; synaptic vesicle. The coding region runs from base 61 to 927 and encodes 288 amino acids. Gene Ontology annotation, biological process: synaptic vesicle fusion to presynaptic active zone membrane; intracellular protein transport; exocytic insertion of neurotransmitter receptor to postsynaptic membrane.